AUGCCUUCCUGCAGACUGGAGGUUGAGACCAUGCCCGCCCAGAGGCCGGACAGACGCCAUGCCCGCCCAGAGGCCGGACAGACGCCAUGCCCGCCCGGAGGCCGGACAGACGCCAUGCCCACCCGGAGGCCGGACAGAUGCCAUGCCCGCCCGGAGGCCGGACAGACGCCAUGCCCACCCGGAGGCCGGACAGACGCCAUGCCCGCCCGGAGGCCGGACAGACGCCAUGCCCGCCCGGAGGCCGGACAGACGCCAUGCCCGCCCGGAGGCCGGACAGACGCCAUGCCCGCCCGGAGGCCGGACAGACGCCAUGCCCGCCCGGAGGCCGGACAGACGCCAUGCCCGCCCGGAGGCCGGACAGACGCCAUGCCCGCCCGGAGGCCGGACAGACGCCAUGCCCACCCGGAGGCCGGACAGAUGCCAUGCCCGCCCGGAGGCCGGACAGACGCCAUGCCCACCCGGAGGCCGGACAGACGCCAUGCCCGCCCGGAGGCCGGACAGACGCCAUGCCCGCCCGGAGGCCGGACAGACGCCAUGCCCGCCCGGAGGCCGGACAGACGCCGUGCCCGCCCAGAGGCCGGACAGACGCCAUGCCCGCCCGGAGGCCGGACAGCUUGUGUGGUGUAG
Messenger RNA from Procambarus clarkii (red swamp crayfish), 627 nucleotides. RefSeq names its product proline-rich protein 2-like. The record is from RefSeq and is a predicted model, not a curated record. NCBI's taxonomy places the organism in Eukaryota, Metazoa, Arthropoda, Malacostraca, Decapoda, Cambaridae.